Messenger RNA from Prunus persica (peach), 3774 nucleotides. RefSeq names its product probable 1-deoxy-D-xylulose-5-phosphate synthase, chloroplastic. Lineage: Eukaryota; Viridiplantae; Streptophyta; Magnoliopsida; Rosales; Rosaceae. Gene Ontology annotation, molecular function: 1-deoxy-D-xylulose-5-phosphate synthase activity. Gene Ontology annotation, biological process: terpenoid biosynthetic process. The transcript has 10 exons. The coding region runs from base 1290 to 3452 and encodes 720 amino acids. The record is from RefSeq and is a predicted model, not a curated record.
AUCUAAGAGCAUCUUCAAUCAAUAUGUCAAAAGUGCCACAUAGAUAUUUAACGGCUAGAAUUAACAUCUCAUAUUACUCCAACCGAAUUGUCAAAGCUUAUGUGGAAUGAAGGCCGGAGGUUCAUUACUUUUGACAUCCCAAAAAGCAAGAUGUCAAAUGAAUAUUUUAUUAUUUUUUUAAAGACAGUUGGCUGUUACUUUCAUUUAUUAUUUUCCUUUUUUAUUAUUUUCUUCUUUAUCUUGAAUGAUUUGACUGUUACAAAUUUUUUCCUUCUUUAUCUUUCCAAUUUAUUUCCUAUCUUGAAUAAACACUGAAAUGUAAUAAAAUAAUAAUUUAAUUUGACAUAUCAGGUGGAGUGUAAAACUGUGUAAUUGUCAAAUUGCCACAUCAACCAUUAAAUUUAAAUUUGAUGUUUGGUAUUUGACAUCUCCCUUGGCAAUGCUCUAAGAUCAUGGAUAAAUACUCUUAACCACUUGAGUUACAAGUUCCUUAUGGAAAAAAUUGUCUAUCUAAUAGAAAAUUCAUUGAAUUAGUUAUAACAUGAAUUUGAACAUAAUGAAAAAGAAAAAAGAAAAAAAAAAGGAUACAGAGAAAAACACAAAUAGAAAGACACAAAGAGAAGGCCGAAAAACACAAAUAGAAAGGCGGUUACCAUUCUCUUAUAAGGUUCCAACAAACAUUGCCGACUCUCUACUUUUUUUGUUAUCCUAAUAUUUGGUUUUUAAGGAAAGAGAAGAGAGUAAAUCACUUGCAACUCUUACCAUAAAUGAAAGGUUAAUCUGCAUCCCAACGAACGUGAGCCGCCGUAAUACAUGUUUCGGAGCUUUCAACAGACACAAAGUAAACAAUAAAAUUUGAAGUUGUUGGUACCAAUUAUCCUAGAAUCUCUUUCUCUUUAAUUGGAUAUUUGCAUUGUGAAAUUAUCGUCUGCAAUUUUAAAAGGAAAAAAAAGAAGAAGAGAGAAUCCAUUUGGGUUGGAAGGCCGAUUAAGUGUAUUGCCUUUAUAAAUUAAGGGACACCAGAGCCUUGCAUUUAUUUUGUACUUUUGCAAAUAGAUACUCUCCAAUUAAUGCUUCUUGCGUCUCCUCUGAAUUCUCUGUUCACUUCCUGUUGAUUUUUACUUCCACCAGCCUCUUUCUUUGCUCUGUCUCUCUGCAACUUUUCACAACGCUUAAAUGUUUUGGUUGUGUUACUGUGAUUCUUUAUUCAUUUCCGGCAAGUGAGCUCCCAAAUUCUGUUCUUUCUUGAAAUUCAUUGAGUUUGGAGAGUUGGGUUUGUGUUUUUCCUCAUGGGUACUGCUUCUGCUGGGUACCCAUCUGGAAUUACUUCCCAUUACCGUGGAAAGUUUGGGGCUUUUCCUCAAAAAGUCGAGUUCAUUGGCUCUAAUUUUCCACUUCAUGUGGAAUUUCCGAGAAGUAACUUGUACCCAAGGUCUGUUUCCACCACGACAUCCAAGGAAAUAGUGUGUCCAAAAUGUUCUCUGCCUGAUAGUGGCGAAUUUUUCUCUGAUGAAGUCUCGACACCCAUUCUUGAUUCGGUUGAAAAUCCUAUCCACCUGAAGAACUUGUCUCUUAAAGAACUGAAACAGUUAUCUGAUGAAAUUCGUUCAGAGUUGUCAUCAAUAAUGUCAAAAACAAGAAAGUCUUUUAAAGCUAGCUUGGGAGUAGUAGAGUUGACAGUUGCCAUGCACCAUGUUUUCCAUGCUCCUGUGGACAAGAUACUAUGGGAUGUUGUAGAACAAACCUACGUGCAUAAAAUUCUAACAGGAAGACGGGACCUCAUACAUACAGUGCGACGAAAUAAUGGUCUUUCUGGUUCUACAUCUCAAUCCGAAAGUGAAUAUGAUCCAUUUGGGGCAGGGCAUGGGUGCAGCAGUGUUUCUGCUGGACUGGGCAUGGCAAUUGCACGGGAUAUUAAGGGAAAGCGGGAACGUAUUGUCACAGUCAUCAGCAAUGGGUCAACAGUAGCUGGUCAGGUCUAUGAGGCAAUGGGUAAUGCAGGUUAUUUGGACUCAAAUAUGGUAGUAAUUUUAAAUGACAGCAGGCACUCUUUACACCCAAUGAUUGAGGAGGGCCCCAAGACAGCCAUUAAUGCUCUGUCUAGUACCCUAAGCAAGCUCCAGUCAAGUAAAUCAUUUCUGAAGUUUAGAGAAGUUGCUAAGGGUGUUACUAAAAGAAUUGGUGGAGGUAUGCAUGAAUUGGCAGCUAAAGUUGAUGAGUAUGCACGUGGUAUGGUCGGUCCACUAGGAUCAACUCUUUUUGAAGAGCUUGGAUUGUAUUACAUUGGCCCUGUUGAUGGACACAACAUUGAAGACCUGAUUUGCGUUCUACAGCAAGUGGCAUCACUGAAUUCAAUGGGUCCUGUUCUGGUCCAUGUGAUAACGGAAGAAAAUCGGGGACUGGAAAACAACCCAAAGAGUGGGGUGGCAUACAGGCAGCAGGAAGGUUUGAGUAAUUCUGAUGAUUUACCGUCCAAAGUUCGCCCUAGAACUUAUAGCGACUGCUUUAUGGAGGCUUUGGUUAUGGAGGCAGAGAAAGACAAAUAUAUUGUGACUGUUCAUGCAGGAAUGCAUAUGGAAUCAUCAUUUCACCUAUUCCGUGAAAGAUUUCCCGACAAAUUUUUUGAUGUGGGAAUGGCUGAGCAACAUGCAGUUACUUUUUCUGCUGGUUUGUCACGUGGAGGAUUAAAGCCAUUUUGCAUAAUUCCUUCUGCAUUUCUACAGAGAGCUUAUGAUCAGGUGGUUCAUGAUGUAGAUCGGCAAAGAAUUCCUGUGCGUUUUGUCAUUACAAGUGCAGGAUUGGUUGGAUCUGAUGGUCCCCUGCAAUGUGGGGCAUUCGAUAUAACAUUUAUGUCAUGCUUACCAAAUAUGAUUGUCAUGGCACCGUCCAAUGAGGUUGAGCUUGCCAACAUGGUGGCCACUGCAGCCUACAUUGAUGAUCUUCCAGUUUGCUUCCGAUAUCCUAGGGGAGCCGUAGUUGGAAUGGAACAUUCUAUAUGCAGUGGGACCCCUAUUGAGAUCGGAAAGGGGAAAAUUCUCACAGAGGGUAAAGAUGUGGCAUUGCUUGGAUAUGGAUCAAUGGUUCGGAACUGCCUUAAGGCUCGGUCUCUUCUUUCAAAGCUUGGCAUUGAGGUAACAGUUGCUGAUGCAAGGUUCUGCAAGCCCUUAGACAUCAACCUUCUUAGGCAGCUUUGUCGAAACCACUCAUUUCUAAUCACGGUCGAGGAAGGCUCUAUUGGAGGAUUUGGAUCUCAUGUUGCGCAGUUCUUUGCGCUUGAUGGACGGCUUGAUGGAAGCAUUAAGUGGCGACCAAUUGUUUUACCGGACAACUACAUUGAGCAUGCAUCCCCAAACGAACAGCUAGCUAUUGCUGGGCUGACCGGACAUCACAUAGCUGCAACAGCGUUAAGUCUGCUUGGCCGAAAUCGUGAAGCCCUCCACUUAAUGUGCUAAGCACCUGCACUUCUCUGCCAUUUGCACUGAGACUCUGCUGGUUAGCAGAAGAAAGGGAAAGACAGAUAGAAGCUCAAGCAGCCUUAAUUCUACCAAUGUUUAGGAAAUUUUUUCCCGUACCUAUUUGUAUAUAAGUGCUUCUCACAAGUUUUUGAUAUAAUUGUACAGCGGCAAUGUCACAAUGGAAAUGCAUGUUUGUUGAUAUGCAUUAAGAGUUAUACUCUUCAGCCCAACUAAAUACUUUAGAAAUUUAAUAUCAUGUUCUUAAAUCUACUGUAAUAAAUUGAAGAUUUGCAAUCAUAGCUUAACAAAGCUAAGGCCA